AAUUUAUCCAUAAAUUUUCCCAAUUCUAACGAAGGUGGGCUUUAUUUAGGAUCGUCCGGGCCAUUCGAUUUCCAUUUCAUUAGGGAAAAAAUGCUUGUUUCUGUCUUCCUUUACAUUCCCGCAGUGAGUGAAGCUCAGCUCAGCUCAGAGAACGAAGACGAAGGCGAAGAGAAGUAAACAAUGGGAAGCAGACUCGGUAGAAGAGUAGUUCACUUCGCUAACCUACCCAUCAAACUUCUCAUGCCCACUACUUUCAACAACAUCACAGAAAUCGCUCUCAAGACCAUUCCUUCCGCUUCCAAGAUCGAAAUCAAGCGCGUUCUCGAAUCCCUCUACGGAUUCGAGGUCGAGAAAGUCCAAACACUAAACAUGGAAGGAAAAAAGAAGAAGCGCGGUGGCAUUUUGAUCGCCAAGCCCGACUACAAGAAGGCCUACGUUACUCUCAAGAACCCUCUCUCUAUCUCGCCGGACCUUUAUCCCAUUCGGAUUAUCGAGGAGGAGAAGCGGCAGAUGAGUAAGCAGUCGAAAUCCAGUGUGGUCGAGGAAGGAGAGACCAAGAGACAUUGGCUUGAUGGGAAGAAGGAGGAUCAAACUCACACACAGACUCAGAGAUAUAGGCCUGGCAGGUUUAGGCCCGAGAGGGUUAGGCCCGAAAGGACUUCUUCCGUCAGUCGCGGUGAGAGCGAGGCUAAGUUCCCAUGGAGCAGCAUGAGGUCUUCUGGUGCUGGAGCUAGGUAGUUCUUUUUCUUUCAUUUUUAUGGAAAUGGGUCUUAUAGUUUUCAGAUGUUCUGAAAGCGGUUUAUGUUAUCUGAGUUGAGAUAAUGAAUUAUUGCUAUGUAAUAACCUUCCUUUGAUGAAUUUUUGUUUUGUAAGGACACAGAUAAUGAGUAAUAGUUUUUCUUGAUUGAAA
Cannabis sativa is the source of this 910-nucleotide messenger RNA. RefSeq lists its product as uncharacterized. Gene Ontology annotation, biological process: mitochondrial translation. Gene Ontology annotation, cellular component: mitochondrial large ribosomal subunit; ribosome. NCBI's taxonomy places the organism in Eukaryota, Viridiplantae, Streptophyta, Magnoliopsida, Rosales, Cannabaceae. The coding region runs from base 181 to 738 and encodes 185 amino acids. Gene Ontology annotation, molecular function: structural constituent of ribosome. The transcript has a single exon. The record is from RefSeq and is a predicted model, not a curated record.